Molecule: messenger RNA, 2523 nt
Organism: Clupea harengus (Atlantic herring)
Lineage: Eukaryota; Metazoa; Chordata; Actinopteri; Clupeiformes; Clupeidae
Source: RefSeq, a predicted model, not a curated record
CAACACGCCCCCUCGAGAUGCCUCAGGUCUGCGGAUGCUAACCUCCUGCAAGUAUCGAGGACCAAGUGCCGAAUCUGGGGUGAUAGGGGUUUUCGGUUGCCGCCCCCUCCCUGUGGAACUCAUUACCACACUAUAUUAAAAAGCCCCCACACUGUCAGCAUUUAAAAGGCCCCUCAAAUUCCACCUCUUAAGCCAUACCUUCCGCAACUAACCCCCCACACCCCAUGUUUUUUUAAAUGAUUUUCUUUUGUUUUAAGCAUAUUUGAGAGCUUUGAAAAGCGCUAUAUAAAUGUGAUGUAUUUUAUUAUUAUUAUUAUUAUUAUUAUAGCCUAUGCUAUUGGAGAAAGUAUCUACUUAGAAAACACGGUUUACACCAAGCUGCCACAAGUCGCACCGCAGCAAGUGCCAGAAUGUCUGGUGAAACAUUUAACAUUUCAGCAUUUUUUCAUUUCAGCUCCGAGGUUGCAAAUGUGUUUCCUUAAAUGUAUUUAGAUUGAAUAUGUAGCUUAUCGCAUGUUCCCCAUGUUUAGAUUUUUUACAUUGUAGUCUGAAAUCGAUCUUAAUAAAAAAUAACGUUGGAACGUUGGAUGUCAUGAAAUCUGAGGGAGCAAACCGAUUAGAAGGGAUGUGUUAGGGCAUUUUCAAACAGCCCCGACAAGCUACAAUUAUGUUUCAACGAAUGUAUUUGUAUGGAACAACAAGAAGCACUACAGAUUAGUCCUUGUAAAACCCACAGCGAUAUUGUCAUCUUCUUACAUUGUAAUGUCGUCUGACGCAUUCCGUUCCAAGGGAUUGCUCGACAAUGCUGUUGGUCGGCUUUACCUUUCAUCAAUUAACUUCAGCCUGGCUCUGCCCACUUAGUACUUUUGAUCACACCUGUCGCUUGAUCAACAAUGCGCAUGCGCCCACGUUUCCGCCAGCCGUUAUCGUCCUCAAAAUGGGGCCCUAUGUGCAUACAAAGUGGUGGGAGAGUAGUGUCCUCAGCUUCUUUUUGAAUAUGAGUGAUGCUGCCGAGUGCGUUGAGCUGAGCUGGGCUUUGCUCUGGACUUUUUGGGACCACCAGAUGCUGUUCAUUGGGACUGUGACCUGGGUGAGGGAGCUGUAGAGAGUGCUGUCAUGUUGACUACCCUGUGGGUGAGCAUGAGAGUUUUGAAUGUAAUAUGGGCAGCCACAGGAAAGCAAGUUGAGAGAAAUGUGCCAUCCAUACGCAAAUACAUCCAGUUUUGAAUUUAGGUCAUCAGAUAGUUUCACAGUGAAUUACACUUUGUGGUGUACCAUGGCUCAAUACUUAAUGUUCUCUUUUGCUGUCCCGCAAAACACAUGUUGUCAUUGGGCUGUCUACAAAACACGGAGAGAAAUGACAGUUUACACAGGCCACAUAGAAAAUAUGCUCAGGGACGUGUAAACACAUGUUUAUUUAAUUGUGUAUGCAGUCAGACAUAAUUUACACUCAAGGCCACCAUCAUCUCCAAUUUGCUUAUGUGCCGGGACUCCUGGGGGAGGCCCAACGGCACCACCACAUGCGUCGCCACCAUCAUGCCCAGCAGAGACAUAAUUGUCAGCACUGACACCCUGCUGAUGAAGCAUUGCCAGUGGAGGUCUUCAAGAAUCCACCCAGGGCCCGUGGCACAUCUCGCCAGGACCGCCAGGACACUCAAAUAAAAGGAAGAGGCAUAUGAAAACAUAGAAACUGUACCUGACAUCUGGAGAUGAGAGACAGAGAGCCUCGACAAGGAUUAUCUCCCAGAAAUGUCAGAUCCUUCUAAUGCCCCAUCCCAGCUGCACCCUGAGGCCCCUCCCCUGCCCAAUUCCUACAAUGAAGAGAGCGAGGAAGAGAAACCGGAGGCGGAGCUUCGCUUCCGCUCAGCUCCCGGAGUCGGAUUCGUAUUGGCUUGGAUACUGGUGCUGGUCGGAGUGUGUGUGGCUGCAGCAGGGUACUGGCCUCCUCGUGAAAAGCCUCAAUUUCCACCAAGGCCCCUGAAGCUGAUUGGACCAAUCAUCCUGGCUCUGGGGCUCUUCAUCUUAAUCUGUACCAGCACUCUCCUGUACGAGAAUCGUGACCGCCGGCGCGAACAGGACGAUGGCAGUGAAAAUGAUGGGAAGAAAACACACUGUGGCAAAAGGAAGCCUCCCAGCGACUGUGGGGAGUGCCCUGAUCAGGUGUCCGCGUACCUCCCACCAAACAUGGCCACACACAUUCUCACUGAAUCUGAACUGAACAUCCACUGUGUGACGGAAACAUGCGGGCCGCAGGUGAAUGGGAGACAGGACUCUCCAGACCCUUUACCUGGGCCCUCGCAUCAGAACUUAAGUUGUGAGAGGCCCCUCCCACAGCUGACCCCACCAAUCAUAAAACUGAACAACCAGGUGAUUGAUCCUGAUCCCCUAGAGCCCCCGCCCCUUCCUCAGCGCACCUAUAAACUGAUGACCCGCCCCUUCCUCAGCGCACCUAUAAACUAAUGAAAGGAAGGGCUGAGUCCAACAGGGAAGACCAAGGUGUACACUGAAUUUUAAAUAAGAAUA